AUGAUUAAAAUAGGGAUAUUCUUAGUAUUGAUAUGUCUUGGAUAAUGUUAGGAUUUAUUAACAUCAAUAAAAAAUUAUGCUGAUGGAAUUGCUUAAUCAAAUAUCACUUAAAAAAUACUUAUAGAUUUUGCUCCAUUAUUAUUGCCUUUAACAAUACUAUCUAUAAUUUUAAUAUAAUUGAUGAAGAUUUGUUUCAAAAGAUAAAAAUUUUAUGAUAAAUUACCUUAAACAGAAUAAUAGGCCAAUAAAAAAACAAUUAAAUUACCAUUAAAACAUAAAAUGCAAUUAUAUUUUAUGAGAUAUUAUUGUUAAUUUUUGAGAUUAUUUACACAUUGA
Molecule: messenger RNA, 336 nt
Organism: Paramecium pentaurelia
Lineage: Eukaryota; Ciliophora; Oligohymenophorea; Peniculida; Parameciidae
Source: the annotation of a GenBank genome assembly